CCCGACGGUGCAGUUUGAAUUUUUUUUUUGGAUGCUUGUUUGCUUGUAAAAAAUACGGUACCCCACAUCGUGUGACGAAACCUAUUUCGGCGCCCCGAACUGGGGAGCUUCAGCUGGUUCUGGGGAGGAGGGUGGGCGGAGCAUCUGUCUGUUCCAAAAUUUUGCCCCAAAGUGCCGUUGACAGUGUGCAGGCGGGUGGGGGAGCGUGGGGCCGCGGUAAAGAAACCCGAGCAGCUUUGGCGGGGGCAGAGAUGUAGUAUAAAACGUUAAUGGAUGUCCGGGGCACGCCGCUUCGCCGGCUGCUGGCCAGAGGUGCUAGGGAGGCGCUGACGGAAGCCCAAGAGAAGAUGCACCUUCCCCUGCCUUGGAAAGGUGGAGGAAGGAACCGUGGAGCCAAGGAACACAGAGCCUCUAGAAGCUGGAAGAGGAAAGGAAAAGGAGCCUCCCCUAGAGGCUCCAGUAGGGAAUGCAGCACCGUCAACACCUUCAUUGCCACCCAUGAGACCCAGGGUGUGGACUCAGCUGCAGUCUUUCUGGCACCAGAGGAAAAGGCAUGUGGUAAAGAAGAUAUGCUGUAAUAGAGCCCAUGGGGUAAAUGCUUCUAUGUUAAUGAGGUCUGUACUAUGAUUACUGAUGUUCUGAAGAUGACGACCCUCCUGUACCCCAAUAAGAUUCCUCGCCCAAGAAAUACAAGCUUAACUGUGGUCUUCUAAACCCAAGCACCCAAGGAAAUAUCCAGGGAAGUUGGGAGCUGAAGAACCAGGGUACAUUCCCACCUUGCCCCCUGCCCCAGUGCACUCUGGCUCACAUUCCGUUUGGAGUGAUUAUGUCUAUGGGGACAGAGGAAGAUAUGUUUCUACCUUUUACCUGAAAAGCACAGGGAGACACUGAAGGCAUCUUGACUGAGUUCAUAUUUCUCCUUUGAGGAGCUGUAGCUGGAAUAUUUGGACAUGGACCAAAUUCUGAAAAAUCAAGUUCAAAAGGACUGCGGUUGUGAGUCAUAGCAAAUGGUGUCGUGUUGAUAAAUACAAAGCAUAGUUAUAAAGAUGGAGAAAUUCAUUAUGUUCCAGAAAGAUAUGGCUGUUAAGACUUUCCAGAUGAACCAGAGAGUUGAGACCAUAAUUAUUUAAGUGAAAAACCAAUUUGGCCUUCUUAUUCGAAGGUGGGAAUAUUAGAAGGAUGAUGUAUUUGGGGCUUCCAGGCUGAGCUCCAACCACAUAUCUGAAUGCCCCAGAAAGUAUCCACAGAUGCUGUAUGUGUUUUUCCCUUCUGAAUUAUCCAGAUGAUUGCCCUUCAGCCCAUGCUUCGCUAACCUAGGGAUAGGAUCCAUUCAUUUAACUACUGUAUGGGCUAUAAUUGCCACUUCAAAUGAAAACCCAGGAAGCCAAAUCCAGGCUGUUGAAAGUGUAUAAUUAGCUCCUUGUACAGCCUGACCCCACUGAUUUUUCUGACGCAUUUGGUCUGCAGUGUGCCCUUUCUGAGACCUCCAGUAACUUCUCCACAGCUGGAGAUGCCCAAAACUGCACGCAGCACUUCCUGUGGGUGUGGUCUUACAUUCUUAAGGCUGUGGGCUGAAUGAAUCGCCUUUCAACCACUCAGAUCCACAGUGAUUUUUAAAAUAUGGGAGUGGAUUAUGAGUAGCUACCUCAAACACAAGAGGGUUCUCCCUCUUCUUUUUCUUUGUAAAAAAUGAUUUUGUGAUGGUGCCCUCUCAAGAAACACUAUAAUUGGUCAGCCUGGGGUACGUUAGUUGUCCUCCCAGAUAACGUCAUUAGCUGUUCUCAGGAGAGGAAAGGCAGGGUAUGCCCCUUGGGAGAAUGACAACACUUGUUUCAAGUUGGGGAAGAGCCUGUGGUUCUUUUCCUGCGUUUGGGGGAAAGCGAACACACAAUGUUCAUUUCCUAGAUACGGGAUGUGCUGUGUGGCUGGCAGGUCAUUUUCCACCAUGUCACAUCCUUCUGGUUGAAGGCAGCAGGGGCCAGGACAGGAAAUGGCAAAUUCUGAGAAUGAGACCAGGCUUUCCCACAGCAAUCAUUGGUUCUCUGGAACUAUAAAGCAUGCUCAUCCAGAAACAGCCUCAGAUUUUUCUUUCCUGGAGAUAGCCAGAAGUGAAUGGGCAUGGAGAGGCCGGCGGCGCGGGAGCUGCAGGGCGCCGACGCGCUGCGCCGCUUCCAGGGGCUGCUGCUGGACCGCCGCGGCCGGCUGCACGGCCAGGUACUGCGCCUGCGCGAGGUGGCCCGGCGCCUCGAGCGCCUCCGCCGGCGCUCCCUGGCGGCCAACGUGGCGGGCAGCUCGCUGAGCGCCGCGGGCGCCGUGGCCGCCAUCGUGGGGCUCUCGCUCAGCCCGCUCACCCUGGGGGUCUCGCUGGUGGCGUCGGCCGUGGGGCUGGGGGUGGCCACCGCCGGAGGGGCCGUCACCAUCACGUCCGACCUCUCCCUGAUCUUCUGCAAUUCCCGGGAGUUGCGCCGGGUGCAGGAGAUCGCCGCCGCCUGCCAGGACCAGAUGCGCGAGAUCCUGAGCUGCCUGGAGUUCUUCUGCCGCUGCCAGGGCCGCGGGGACCGCCAGCUGCUGCAGUGCGGGCAGAACGCCUCCAUCGCCCUCUACAACUCUGUCUACUUCAUCGUCUUCUUCGGCUCACGUGGCUUCCUCAUCCCCAGGCGGGCUGAGGGGGCCACCAAGGUUAGCCAGGCCGUGCUGAAGGCCAAGAUUCAGAAACUGGCCGAGAGCCUGGAGUCCUGCACCGGGGCCCUGGACGAACUCAGCCAGCAGCUGGAGUCCAGAGUCCAGCUACGCACGAAGGGCGGCCGUGGCCCCGACCUCAAGAUCUCUGCGGACCAGCCCGCGGGGCUGUUUUUCUGAGAACAUCCUUUCCCCCUUGUGACCGAGGCCAGAAACCAUCCCCAUGGGAUGCUCCAGAUUUGUAGCUCCCUCAGGAAAACACCAAGUUGGAUUAGGAGCUGAAUUGAAUGCAAAGGAUGAGAAAAACUGUUCUUGAAAUUGGGGGAAGGAGGGAGUCACAGACCUUCUUUCCCUAACACUAGGACAUCCUGCCUGGGGCUGAAUGCUAGGGACUUUUUACUUGCCAUAUCCUGUGGGACAUGUGACCCGAAAAUUAUUUUUCCUUUAUCAAAACGAUUCAGUCUCCGCAACGGUGGGCGCUACUCUAUUAAAGUUGUUUCAGGGUCCCUGCCACAGCGCAGGUGGUUUGAGCAGGUUGGGAGGGUGCCACGCAGCCACCCUCUGGGUCCUCUCCAAGCCCCAGUAGGCUUUGAGGUCCUCAGAAUGCCUGUGAGAGGAGACACUGGCUUUGAAACCUCUCUUUCAGAGUUUCUGAGUGUAAAAGAGCUCCAGAAUCCAGAGCAAAUCAGACCCCCUCUGAACGGGCAGGGCUCAUGACCCAAGAGGGUCCUCUCCCACUGAUGUGCCCUUCCCUCCCCUCUACUUGUACACAUUCACAAAUCCAGCCUGGGGCAGAGUGCAUCUUCCUGGGUAGGGGAGGGAAUCAUAUCCAGACCUCCAGAUACUCUGGGAGAAAAACCAACUAAACGCUCCUCUAAUUCCUGCCCCCUCGCAACAAGAAGCAGAGGCCGAGGAAGAUGAAGUGUCUAACAGCUUCAUUUACUGACAUUCUGGUGUACAGAAGAGAGCAGUGGCUUGGAGUGAGACAGUGCUGGGUUUGUUACUGGCUCUGUUGCUGCUGUGUGACCUUGGCCAGUUCAUUUCUCCGAGACUUGGCUUCCUGGUCUGUAGAACAGAUGCGAAACCCUCACCCUGUUGCGAGGUAUUAAGUGAGAUUAAGGUGCCAAGGGCAGUGUCUGGCUCACGAAGUGCGGGCCCCUGGACUGGCAACGUUAGAAUCACCUGGGAACUUGUCAGAAAGGCAAAUUCUUGGACCCAACUGUCAACUUAAGGGAUCCGAAACCGGAGGUGGGGCCCAUCAACCUGUGUGUAAGCAGGCCCACGGGGUGGGGGGGUGGGGGGAGUGAUUCUGAUACCUAUUAAGGUUUGAAAAUCACCGCAGCAGAUACUGGUAUCCGACCCCCUUGUGGGCAUUCAUGAAGUUUUAUGGCCUCUCUAGGGGCUCCGUGGUCUUCAGAGUCAUUCACAGAAGGUCAAGGACAGACAGUGAAAAAGAAAGAAUGUGUUUGUGCGUGAGAUACGUCAGUGCAUCCUGGGGCAAUUUCCCACCAUGUGAAGUAAGGGAUAUAACAUAAUAACCCCUUUAGAGGGCAGUGUUGCCCAAUCAUUGUAGAAACUGGUACCUGAAGGGCUGUGAACUUAAUGCAAAUUGACCUUUGUUACCUUCUGUGAAAACCGCCAGACCAUGUAUUGUGUUUUUAAUUUAUUUUAAGUUUGUUAUUUAAUUACCGUUUAUUAUUUGCAUUUAAUUUUAUUUAAUCAACACACCACAUUUAGGAAGUAAUAGGAAUAGCAGACUUCUGAAUGGGAGACUAUGGACGCUCUUUUAAGGAGAUGAGGUUGAGUUUGCCUUCGUCAGGUGGCUCAUGAGCUGGAAAAAGCAUCGCUCUCCUUGAAUAAGUCUCUCUCCGUCAAAGGGGACUUUCAUUCCCCAGCAAAGGUGGGAAGUUCUGAACAGAGAGAUGGGGCCGAAUUUAAGCUAAUCAGUGGAGGUUUGACUUGCGGCUCUAGAAAUGAUGCAAGCAUAUUUAUCCUGAAGGCAGUUGGCCAGCAAAUAACACUUGAUCUGAAAAGUGAACCUGUUUUAUUCAGGGGAGAACCCCAAUUUAGAGGCACGUGAAGGAAACAGACCAUGGGAAGUCUGAUGUCCUGUGAAGUUAUGUCUUAGGGAUGACAGACAAAAUAGCUUGUGUCAUGGUGGCGAUGUGUCAUAUUUUCACCUUGAGAUCUGUAAGGAAUCUGUAAGCUGUCUCUAAGAAAAUACGUAUAACUUUUUCAAUUUCCAUUCCUACAACUGUAAUGUUAAAAAAUAUGUCGAAAAGUCUUUGGGACCACACACGCAAUACUUGGCUGUGUUAUUUAAUUAUUUAACAUGCUUUAAAUUUAUCCAGUCUACCCCCAUCUUUCCCAAAUGAUAGCCGGGUGUCUGAGGAACUGUACUUUCAGUGCUGGGGGAAGGGGUUAGUGGUUGUAUAUUUUUAUUUUUACCACAAAUUGCAAUUGCUCUGUAUCCUGGUUUCUUUUGAAGUUGGUACUGGUUUCUUUUUAAACUGGUGUCGUUUCUUAGGCUACCUUGCACAGAUAGCUAGCAUUGUAGAUCACCAGAAUGUACUUUGCAUUGUCGUUUGUGUUAUAUCACACAGGUACAACCACUCCCUAACUCCAGCUUUUGUUAAAGCUUAAGUUUGAGUUAUAGUCUUCCAGUGGGUAGGUUGUUCCUUCCCUAAAAAUAAACUGGGCAUUUCAGGAAGCAGCAAUAGCAAGCUUUUCCUAUCAUUAGGGUUCUUCCUAUCACUAGGGGAUAUCAAAGUCAUAAACUCCCAGUUAUCAUUUCAGUGGCCCUCUUUACACCUAAGGAAGAGUGUCUACUUUGGAACAACACUCCGCACAUAAUAGGAGCACAAUAAAUGCAUUUGAAUAAUUUAAUGAACUGUUUAGCUACAUUAAUAGGAAUUUGUCGAUAAUGAAAGCUUAUCCACCCUCUUAUGUGUCUGUUAUAAAGAUUGGAGCCUCUACCAGGAUUUAGUCAAUUUCAGUUAAAUGGAUCCUAGAGAUAAAUUUUUAUUUAUUUCUUUUGUGGGAAUGUGAAUAAGGCUUUUCCUUAAGGCCUUCAUUCUAUAAACAAACAGAUUGAAAUGGUAUGUUGUAAAAGGAAGAAGGGAGAGGAGUAUUUGGAUUAUAAGUGUAUUUCAGGAAAAUGUCCGAGUUUGAAAAAUAAAAAUUUGGUACUCGGGUCUAA
This is a messenger RNA of Neofelis nebulosa (Clouded leopard), 5878 nucleotides long. It is a transcript of the gene APOLD1, whose product is annotated as apolipoprotein L domain containing 1. The record is from RefSeq and is a predicted model, not a curated record. Gene Ontology annotation, molecular function: lipid binding. Gene Ontology annotation, biological process: lipoprotein metabolic process; lipid transport. The transcript is spliced from 5 exons. Gene Ontology annotation, cellular component: membrane; extracellular region. Bases 2113 to 2859 code for a protein of 248 amino acids. NCBI's taxonomy places the organism in Eukaryota, Metazoa, Chordata, Mammalia, Carnivora, Felidae.